Molecule: messenger RNA, 938 nt
Organism: Quercus lobata
Lineage: Eukaryota; Viridiplantae; Streptophyta; Magnoliopsida; Fagales; Fagaceae
Gene: HVA22A
Product: HVA22 homolog A
Exons: 5
Coding region: 210-725 (171 amino acids)
Source: RefSeq, a predicted model, not a curated record
GGCACUGCUUUUCAAACAUUUGUCUGCUUUUAGUUUCUAACACAGACACCUGCACACUCUCUCUUCUCUCUCUCUCUGCCUUUACCAACAAAUCCUAACCUUUUCUAAAUAAAAAUACUAAAAUUGACAAAAACAAGCGGUUGGUUUUUUCAGGGAAGAGAUUAACUGAUUGAGAUCAGAACUAAAGAAAUCACAUUGAGGAAUCAAAGAUGGGUUCUGGUGCUGGAAGCUUCCUCAAGGUUAUUCUCAAAAACUUUGAUGUUCUCGCUGGGCCUGUGGUUAGCCUUGUUUAUCCUUUAUAUGCCUCAGUGAGGGCAAUUGAAACGAAAUCACCUAUAGAUGAUCAGCAAUGGCUUACUUAUUGGGUUCUGUACUCCAUGAUCACGCUCUUUGAGCUCACCUUUGCCAAACUUCUUGAAUGGAUUCCUAUCUGGCCAUAUGCAAAGCUGAUUUUGACGUGCUGGUUGGUCAUCCCAUACUUCAGUGGUGCUGCAUAUGUUUACGAUCAUUACGUGAGACCUUUAUUUGUCAACCAGCAGACUGUUAACAUCUGGUAUGUUCCAAAGAAGAAGGAUGUCUUCAGUAAGCCAGAUGACAUUCUAUCUGCUGCAGAGAAAUAUAUUGCUCAAAAUGGAACAGAUGAUUUUAAGAAGAUUAUUAACAAGGCUGACAAAUCAAGGAGUAGUGAAGGUUACUCGAACAUUUUUGAGGACGAUAGGUAUUGAGCCUUGUAUCUCUCAUUAUGUUUCUGCCACGUGCUUUGUUGUGGAGAGAAGAUGUUGGCUGUUAUUAGAGGUUUUUUGUGGGUAGUUAAUAUUCGGUUUUUCUGUUUGUUGUUUGAAACAAUCUUUGGUUGUAAAAUGUACUGGAUGUUCUUAGUUUACUACAUGUAAUUACUAAUUAGAAAAGGUUGUGUUGCUUUUCUUUGUUUCCAUGCA